AUGACGACCGCACAUAGGCCCACGUUUGAUCCCGCCCGUGGAAAAGAGGCGCUUCGAGGCCCUGCCUACCAUCAACGCCUCCUCCCCGCGCAUACACAGCUCAAAUUCCGAAAGCCUGGCCAAGGUGGUGAUGCUGACCAUGAGGUGCGUGAUCUCCGUGCCGAGCUCCUUGCCGCCGAGGCGGCGCACUUUGCCAAGUUGAAUGGUGGUGCUCCUGCGCGAGAUACCUCAGAGAGCCCUGAACCUGCGGCAGGUGGCACCAAGCGCUCUCUUGAGAUCGCAUCACAAGCCGAUGACGAAGAAGACCCGGAGGCGAAACGGCGGCGCAUAUUAGAGGAGACGAGAGAUAUCGAUGCGGAUGAUUCGGAAGAAGACGAUGAGGAUGUCGAUAGCGAAGAGGAUAGCGACGAUGAUUCAGACGACGAUGCUGAGCUGCAGCGUGAGCUUGAGAGAGUAAAGCGCGAACGGGCUGAGAAGAGAGAGAGAGAGGAGAGAGAGAAGGCCGCGGCAGAAGAGGAGGCUAGAGAGCGGGAUAUCGCUCUUGGCAAUCCACUGCUAAACAAACCCGACUUCAACAUCAAGCGAAGAUGGGACGAUGACGUUGUCUUCAAAAACCAAGCUCGUGGCACAGAAGACAAGGGCAAGAAGAAGGAAUUCAUCAAUGAUCUACUGCGUUCCGAUUUCCAUAAGCGAUUCAUGAGCAAGUACGUACGAUAG
Molecule: messenger RNA, 717 nt
Organism: Phaeoacremonium minimum UCRPA7
Lineage: Eukaryota; Fungi; Ascomycota; Sordariomycetes; Togniniales; Togniniaceae
Product: putative cwf15 cwc15 cell cycle control family protein
Exons: 3
Coding region: 1-717 (238 amino acids)
Biological process (GO): mRNA cis splicing, via spliceosome
Cellular component (GO): catalytic step 2 spliceosome
Molecular function (GO): RNA binding
Source: RefSeq, a predicted model, not a curated record